AUGGCACCGUUCAACGAAAAGGACACCAAGUUAUACCGCAGUGAUGUCGCCUCAGGCGGUCGAAUGCUCUCGGCCGCAGAGCGCGAGAAACUCCUGCAAUCAUAUCUCCCCGCGCCAACAUCAGGCACACCAGAGACGAAUUCCCAGUCGACCGACCAACCUGCUCGGCGAAAGUCUCGUGGCCACAAGCGACGGGUUCGACCAUUCCUCAAGGCGAAGCUUCAUUUCCUGAUCUUCUUCCUCAUCCAACUCGUUUUCGGCAUCUACAUCCGCGUGCGCCAGAUUUACCAUGCCACGGUCUACAGAUUACUGGCCAUCCGACAUUACCACCACCGCACGCCAGAAUACAUCCAAAGAGACGUUCAGAACCUCGACCGCGUCCCCGAACACCUGAGCGUGAUUUUGAAAUUCAAGACGGAAGAAGACGGAGGGCUCGAAGCCCUGAUGGACGAAGUGGCAGAGUUGUGUGCCUGGUCCGCAGCUGCGGGGAUUCCCUUGCUGAGCGUCUACGAAAAGUCGGGCAUCCUCAAAACAUACAUGACACCGCUACAAGAGCUGGUGAAGCAGAAGUUGGCAUCAUACUUUGGUCCGCCGCCCGCGGCGCCGAGGCUUCGAGUAUUCGCUCCCAACCAUGCCUCGAUAAGUUCGUCAAGGACACCCUCACCGCACAUACAAGCGCAAUCAGCAGACGGGGGCCCAGAUGGACGACCGCACCUCGAUCUCCUCCUCCUAUCGGCCACGGAUGGGAGAGAAACCUUGGUCGACCUCACCCGCACGUUGGCGGAGAUGGCACAAGCCCACAAGAUCGAUCCCAAGGACAUCACCUCCAACCUGAUCAACGCCGAAAUCAGCGCCACGACAGCAGUUCCCAGCUCAAGAACACGAGAUGGACCCAAGCCUGCAGGUAAAGAAGUGGAAGCAGGGGAGCCUGAUCUCGUCAUUGUCUUUGGACCUACCGUGAAGCUGGAUGGCUAUCCGCCGUGGCAGAUCCGGCUCAGCGAGAUCUACUGCGUGGGCGAUUCAGGCGGAGAUGUCUCCGGGAGCGGCAGCACGAGGGUCGAGUACCAAGCUUUCUUGAGGGCGCUGUGGAGGUAUGCGGGAGCGAAGUUCAACUUUGGACGGUGA
This is a messenger RNA of Cladophialophora carrionii CBS 160.54, 1125 nucleotides long. RefSeq lists its product as uncharacterized. The record is from RefSeq and is a predicted model, not a curated record. The transcript has a single exon. NCBI's taxonomy places the organism in Eukaryota, Fungi, Ascomycota, Eurotiomycetes, Chaetothyriales, Herpotrichiellaceae. Bases 1 to 1125 code for a protein of 374 amino acids. Gene Ontology annotation, molecular function: ditrans,polycis-polyprenyl diphosphate synthase [(2E,6E)-farnesyl diphosphate specific] activity. Gene Ontology annotation, cellular component: endoplasmic reticulum membrane; dehydrodolichyl diphosphate synthase complex.